AAUUAAUAUUUCCCAGUUUUGAUUUCUAAUAUAGUAAAUAUUGGUAACUGUAACUCACAAGCAAAAGUUCUUUGGAAUCCUCACUAAUUUUUAAAAGCAUAAAGAGCCAUGAGCCUGAGGCCAAAGGAGGUAGGGGGUCUCUUGGGAGAACAUCAGCUCCUCAAGAAUCAGACAUGUCCUGAUGGAAGAGCUUUAAUUGAUGGCAUUGCUAAUUCAUUUGUCCACAGUCUGUCCAGGUGUGAGCUGUACAGGAUGAGCGAUUCCUUUGGAACUUUGAAAAUACUUUCUCCGUGGGCCUCACUUUAGAGGUGUGCUCCCAGGACAGUUGCUGUGGUUCUCCAGGGCCAUUAGACCGGCACAAUGGGGUCUGAUGCUUGAUGUGAACACAGUCUGUGGGGCCCUGGUGCACAUCUCAGCCUGAUGCCUUACAGGAAUCACAGCACAGGAGUUCUCAGUCCACCUGCUCUCUGAGCUUACCUCUGACUCUGGGGAUCGUAAAGAGGGCUUCUUCAGCUCCAGGAAGAAAGAGCUGGGUCUCAGGAGGCAAAUGUCUCGUGCACCCUGGGCAGUAAUCCCAGGCCAGAUGUGCCAAGGGUUGGAGCGGCAUUCCAGGCCAGAUGUGGAGUUGGGAGAGUGCCCAGCUCCUCCGAGUGCUCAGCUCUCUGCUUGCUCCACACUCAGAUUAGAAUCUGUAGCUCCAAACAAGUCAAAACCUGUGAGCUUCUACCGUGGCUCCCCUAGGUCUCCAUUGCAGCGGCAGCCAGAGGUUUCAAAGGUCACACCAGCUGGGCGGGUGAGAACAACAGAUCUCCCAGACCGGGUGAAGUUGGCUGCCCAGAGGAAGGCAAGUUGCAACAUCUGCGAGCAGAGUCAGAACAAAAGCCCCUUAACUUUUUCGGUCUGGGCUUUGGCUCUGUGGCGUCCCCAGCUCUCCUUCACUUUUCAUUUUCUGCUGGACCUUUGAACAGGAAUUUCUACAGGACGGUGGUGAAGUGUGGCUGUCUUGCGGCCUGACUCAUGUGAGAGCUGCGGGUGAAGAGGCCACGGUAAGACCAUGGGGGAUAUAAAGCUGGCCGCCUCAUCACACGUUUCCAAAGCAUCCCUCAGUAUGGAUUCCUCGAGAUUCGGCUCCAUCCCCCUGACCGAGGCCCCUGCCUUCAUUUUGCCCCCUCGGAACCUCUGCAUCAAAGAAGGAGCCACCGCCAAGUUUGAAGGGAGGGUCCGAGGUUACCCAGAGCCCCAGGUGACAUGGCACAGAAAUGGGCAACCUGUCACCAAUGGGGGCCGCUUCCUGCUGGAUUAUGGUAUCCGGGGGACUUUCAGCCUUGUGAUUCAUGCCGUCCGUGAGGAGGACAGGGGCAAGUAUACCUGUGAAGCCACCAAUGGUAGUGGUGCCCGCCAGGUGACAGUGGAGUUGACAGUGGAAGGGAGUUCUAUGAAGAAGCAUGGUCAGCCUGUUUCCAAAACCUUAGGGGACAAAUUUUCAGCCCCAGCAGUGGAGACCCGUCCUAGCAUCUGGGGAGAGUGCCCACCAAAGUUUGCUACCAAGCUGGGCCGAGCAGUGGUCAAAGAAGGACAGAUUGGACGAUUCUCCUGCAAGAUCACUGGCCGGCCCCAACCACAGGUCACCUGGCUCAAGGGAAACGUGCCACUGCAGCCAAGUGCCCGGGUAUCUAUGUCUGAGAAGAAUGGGGUGCAAGUUCUGGAAAUCCAUGAAGUCAACCAAGAUGAUGUGGGCGUGUACACAUGCCUGGUGGUGAACGGGUCAGGGAAGGCCUCCAUGUCAGCUGAGCUUUCCAUCCAAGGUCUGGACAGUGCCAACAGGUCAUUUGUAAGAGGAGCAAAGGCCACCAGUUCAGACAUCAGGAGGGAGGUGACCAAUGGAAUCUCAAAGGGGUUGAAACCAGACAGCCUGGAGACUGCAGCUGGAAAUAAGAACUGCUCCAGCCCCCAGAGCGCUGGCUCCCCAGCCUGGACCACAAACAGCCAGCCCCAGGCCUUGAGAGAAUCCAAGCUGGAGCAGUGUGGGGACCCGCCCAGAGCAGCCCUGCAGGCCCCUGUCCUUCAAAAGACAUCCAGUACCAUCACCCUGCAGGCCACAAGAGUCCAGCCUGAAACAAGGGUGCCAGUCUUGAGGGCCUUGUCUCCUUCUGGAGAAGAGAGGAAAAGGCCAGCUGCUCUCCAUCCAGCCACUGUCCUCACCAGGCACUCUGGCCUGGGAAACCAAGAAGCUGUGGACAAAGUUGCUAACAGAAAAAUCCUCAUGGAGAGCCAGAGGGAUUCAGCACUCCCCAAAUUUGAGAGCAAGCCUCAAAGCCAGGAAGUCAGAGAAGGUCAAACAGUCAAGUUCAGAUGUGAGGUUUCAGGGAUCCCAAAGCCUGAAGUGGCCUGGUUCCUGGAAGGGACACCCGUGAGGAGACAGGAAGGCUCCAUUGAUGUUUAUGAAGAUGCCCGAUCCCACUACCUCUGCCUGCUGAGAGCCCGGGCCGGGGACAGUGGGAAGUACAGCUGCACGGCUUCCAAUAUCCGAGGCCAGGCGUCCUGUAGCUGGACCCUCCUUGUGGAAAGGGUGGUCGUGAUGGAGGUGGCUCCCUCGUUCUCCAGUGUCCUAAAGGACUGUUCUGUCAUUGAGGGCCAGGAUUUUGUGCUGCAGUGCUCUGUGCAGGGCACUCCUGUUCCCCGAAUCACUUGGCUGCUCAAUGGGCAGCCCAUCCAGUAUGCUCACUCCACCUGCGAGGACGGCGUGGCUGAGCUGCACGUCCAGGAUGCCCUGCCAGAGGAUGAUGGCACCUACACCUGUCUGGCUGAAAAUGCCUUGGGGCAGGUGUCCUGCAGCGCCCGGGUCACUGUCCAUGAAAAGAAAAGUGACAGGAAGAGUGAGUACCCUCUGCCUGUGGCUCCCGGCAGGCCCGUUGCACCUGUCUUCCUACAGGGCCUCUCUGAUCUCAAGGUCAUGGAUGGAAGCCAGGUUACCAUGACGGUCCAAGUGUCAGGGAAUCCACCCCCUGAGGUCAUCUGGCUUCACAAUGGGAACGAGAUCCAGGAGUCAGAGGACUUCCACUUUGAACAGAGGGGCACUCUACACAGCCUUUGUAUCCAGGAGGUGUUCCCGGAGGACACAGGCACUUACACCUGCGAAGCCUGGAACAGCACUGGAGAGGUCCGCACCCAGGCCGUGCUCACAGUACAAGAGCCUCACGAUGGCACCCAGCCCUGGUUCAUCAGCAAGCCUCGCUCGGUGACAGCCUCCCUGGGCCAGAGUGUCCUCAUCUCCUGCGCCAUAGCUGGUGACCCUUUUCCUACCGUGCACUGGCUCCGAGACGGCAAAGCCCUCUCCAGAGACACUGGCCACUUUGAGGUUCUGCAGAAUGAGGACGUGUUCACUCUGGUGCUGAGGAAUGUGCAGCCCUGGCACGCAGGCCAGUAUGAGAUCCUGCUCAAGAACCGGGUUGGUGAAUGCAGCUGCCAGGUGUCACUGAUGCUGCAGAGCAGCCCUGCCAGAGCCCCCCCACGGGGGAGAGAGCCUGCCAGCUGUGAGGGCCUCUUUGGUGGAGAAGCUGGUGCUGAUGGUGGUGGUGGUGACAACUAUGGGACCCUGAGGCCCAGCUGGCCGGCAAGGGGGCACGGUUGGCCAGAGGAGGAGGACGGUGAGGACGUGCGGGGGGUGCUGAAGAGGCGCGUGGAGACCAGGCAGCACACGGAAGAGGCCAUCCGCCAGCAGGAGGUAGAGCAGCUGGACUUCCGCGACCUCCUGGGGAAGAAGGUGAGUACCAAGACCUUGUCUGAAGAGGAUCUGAAGGAGAUCCCAGCUGAGCAGAUGGAUUUCCGUGCCAACCUGCAGCGGCAAGUAAAGCCAAAGACUGUGACCGAGGAAGAGAGGAAGGGACAUAGUCCCCAGCAGGUUGACUUCCGCUCUGUUCUGGCCAAGAAGGGGACUCCCAAGACCCCAGUGCCUGAGAAGGUACCACCUCCAAAACCUGCCACUCCAGAUUUUCGCUCAGUGCUAGGAAGCAAGAAGAAAUUACCAGCAGAGAAUGGUGGCGGCAGCACUGAGGCCUUGAAUGCCAAGGCAGUGGAAAGUUCCAAGCCCGGGAGUAAUGCACAGCCAUCAGGGUCCUUGAAGCCUGUGGGCAACACCAAGCCUGCUGAGACCCUGAAGCCCUUGGGCAAUGCCAAGCCUGCUGAGACCCUGAAGCCCUUGGGCAAUGCCAAGCCUGCUGAGACCCUGAAGCCCGUGGGCAAUGCCAAGCCUGCAGAGACCCUGAAGCCCGUGGGCAAUGCCAAGCCUGAUGAGACCCUGAAGCCCGUGGGCAAUGCCAAGCCUGCAGAAACUUUGAAACCCGUGGUCAAUGCCAAGCCUGAUGAGACCCUGAAAUCAACUGGGAAAGAAGAACUCAAGAAAGAGGUUAAGAAUGAUGUGAACUGCAAGAGAGGGCAAGCAGAGGCCACAGAUAAUGAAAAAAGAUUAGAGAGCCAAGGGACAGCUCCGACCUUCAAGGAAAAGCUCCGAGAUAUUCAUGUGGCAGAGGGUGAGAAGCUGCUACUCCAGUGCCAGGUGUCCUCGGACCCUCCAGCCACCAUCACCUGGACGCUGAAUGGAAAGACCCUCAAGACCACCAAGUUCAUCAUCCUCUCCCAAGAAGGCUCACUCUGCUCUGUCUCCAUCGAGAAGGCCCUGCCCGAGGACAGAGGCUUAUACAAGUGUAUGGCCAAGAAUGAUGCUGGCCAGGCUGAAUGUUCCUGCCAAGUCACUGUGGACGAUGCUCCAGCCAGUGAGAACACCAAGGCCCCGGAGAUGAAAUCCCGGAGGCCCAAGAGCUCCCUUCCUCCUGGGCUAGGAACAGAGAGUGAUGCAACUGUGAAAAAGAAACCUACCCCCAAGACACCGCCGAAGGCAGCAAUGCCUCCUCAGAUCAUCCAGUUUCCUGAGGACCAAAAGGUGCGUGCAGGAGAAUCCGUGGAGCUGUUUGGUAAAGUGGCGGGCACCCAGCCCAUCACCUGCACCUGGAUGAAGUUCCGAAAGCAGAUCCAGGAGAGUGAGCACAUCAAGGUGGAGAGCAAUGAGAACGGCAGCAAGCUCACCAUCCUUGCCGCACGCCAGGAGCACUGUGGCUGCUACACCCUGCUGGUGGAGAACAAGCUGGGCAGCAGGCAAGCCCAGGUCAACCUCACCGUCGUGGAUAAGCCAGACCCUCCAGCAGGCACACCCUGUGCCUCUGAUAUUCGGAGCUCCUCACUGACCCUGUCCUGGUAUGGCUCCUCAUAUGAUGGGGGCAGCGCCGUGCAGUCCUACAGCGUGGAGAUCUGGGACUCAGCUGACAAGACGUGGAGAGAGCUAGCCACGUGCCGCAGCACUUCCUUUAACGUGCAGGACCUACUGCCUGACCAUGAGUAUAAAUUCCGUGUGCGUGCAAUCAACGUGUAUGGAACCAGUGAGCCGAGCCAGGAGUCUGAACUCACAGCAGUGGGAGAGAAACCGGAAGAGCCAAAGGAUGAAGUGGAGGUGUCAGAUGAUGAUGAGAAGGAGCCAGAGGUUGAUUACCGGACAGUGACAGUCAAUACCGAACAGAAAGUAUCUGACUUCUAUGAUAUUGAAGAGCGACUAGGAUCUGGGAAAUUUGGACAGGUCUUUCGACUUGUGGAAAAGAAAACUAGAAAAAUCUGGGCAGGGAAAUUCUUCAAGGCAUAUUCAGCAAAAGAGAAAGAGAAUAUCCGGCAGGAGAUCAGCAUCAUGAACUGCCUCCACCACCCCAAGCUAGUCCAGUGCGUGGACGCCUUUGAAGAAAAGGCCAACAUCGUCAUGGUCCUGGAGAUCGUGUCUGGGGGUGAGCUGUUUGAGCGCAUCAUUGAUGAGGACUUCGAGCUGACGGAGCGCGAGUGCAUCAAGUACAUGCGGCAGAUCUCAGAGGGCGUGGAGUACAUCCACCGGCAGGGCAUCGUGCACCUGGACCUCAAGCCCGAGAACAUCAUGUGUGUCAACAAGACAGGCACCAGGAUCAAGCUCAUUGACUUCGGUUUGGCCAGAAGGCUAGAGAACGCUGGGUCUCUCAAGGUCCUCUUCGGCACCCCAGAGUUUGUGGCUCCCGAAGUGAUCAACUAUGAGCCAAUCAGCUACGCCACAGACAUGUGGAGCAUCGGAGUCAUCUGCUAUAUCCUGGUCAGUGGACUUUCCCCUUUCAUGGGUGACAACGAUAACGAAACCUUAUCCAAUGUUACCUCAGCCACCUGGGACUUCGAUGACGAGGCCUUUGAUGAGAUCUCCGAUGAUGCCAAGGAUUUUAUCAGCAGUUUGCUGAAGAAAGAUAUGAAAAGCCGCUUGGACUGCACCCAGUGCCUCCAGCAUCCGUGGCUAAUGAAGGACACCAAGAACAUGGAAGCCAAGAAGCUCUCCAAGGACCGGAUGAAGAAAUAUAUGGCAAGAAGGAAAUGGCAGAAAACGGGCAAUGCUGUGAGAGCCAUUGGAAGAUUGUCCUCUAUGGCAAUGAUCUCAGGGCUCAGUGGCAGGAAAUCCUCAACAGGGUCGCCAACCAGCCCGCUCAAUGCAGAAAAGCUAGAAUCUGAAGAAGAUGUGUCCCAAUCUUUCCUUGAGGCUGUCGCUGAGGAAAAGCCCCACAUAAAACCCUAUUUCUCUAAGACCAUUCGUGAUUUAGAAGUCGUGGAGGGAAGUGCUGCUAGAUUUGACUGCAAGAUUGAAGGAUACCCAGACCCUGAGGUUGUCUGGUUCAAAGAUGACCAGUCAAUCAGGGAGUCCCGCCACUUCCAGAUAGACUACGAUGAGGAUGGGAACUGCUCUUUAAUUAUUAGCGAUGUCUGCGGAGAUGACGAUGCCAAGUACACUUGCAAGGCUGUCAACAGUCUUGGAGAAGCCACCUGUACGGCAGAGCUCAUUGUGGAAACCAUGGAGGAAGGAGAAGGGGAAGGAGAAGAAGAAGAGUAAAACAAAGCCAGAGAGAAGCAGUUUCUAAGUCAUAUUAAAAGGACUAUUUCUCUUAA
Otolemur garnettii (small-eared galago) is the source of this 6993-nucleotide messenger RNA. RefSeq names its product myosin light chain kinase (gene MYLK). Gene Ontology annotation, biological process: protein phosphorylation. NCBI's taxonomy places the organism in Eukaryota, Metazoa, Chordata, Mammalia, Primates, Galagidae. The coding region runs from base 1055 to 6937 and encodes 1960 amino acids. The transcript has 33 exons. The record is from RefSeq and is a predicted model, not a curated record. Gene Ontology annotation, molecular function: protein binding; protein kinase activity; ATP binding.